AGGAAGUGAGAAACCAUUCGUAGGCAGAUCGUCAGGAAGAGACAUGUCCCACCGGAGUCAAUCUCCACACCUGGAAUCCCCACAGACUGUUGACCUGUCAGAUCCUCUGUCUCACAUCUGGACUCGUUGAGUCCCUCAGUGAUGGACCCGCUGGACUUCCUGGAGCCGGAGGAGCUGCUGCGCUUCCUCCACUGUAACAAAACAGAGAUGUCCUGCAUGGAGAACCCGAGCACGUUCCUCUGCCAACUGCGGGACCACGACCUGAUCCAAGAGGUCAGGUACAAGAAAAUGAUUCGCAUGAAGAAAAAAGAAAACAUGAGGACAGCCCUGUAUGACGUGCUGGACUGGGUGGAGCGGGAGCGAUCCCAGGACAUCCACCGGUUCUGGAGAUGUGUUUUCAAAGACACCAUCCUGAACGUCUACCCAACCCUGCGACUGCUGCGUAACAGCCUCAUGGACGGAUCUUUCCAGUUUAACACGCAACUGCCCGAGAAGGAGAAGGAAGAAAUAGAUGAAAGGAAAAAGAAGGAGCUCUCUGAAGAUGAGGAGGAAGAGGAAGAGCAGGUGAGCUCAGUAAAAAAGAAGAGGAAGCUGUCGAGGAGGAGCAUGUGCGAGGAGGAUGAUGAGGAGCAGCAGCCCGGUCCUUCCUCUCAGCUGACUCCACGUCGGAGGAAAAAGUCAGAGAAAGUGUGUUUCUCAUCUCCGAUGAAGAAAGGAGAGAAAAGGGACAUUUGGAAUUGGCCACUUUAUAAGACUCAGUUUCCUGUGACCUGUGGAUCCCAGGAGGGGAUUCUGAGCAGGUCGCGCAUGGCGAAAGGGGAGAAGUGCAUUAUGUUCCAGAAACAGUGGUUUACUCCCAGUGAAUUUGAGAAGUUUUCUGGGAAGGGAGGCUGUAGGAACUGGAAGUCCAGCAUUAAGUGUAUGGGUUCCCCCCUGGCAAGACUUAUAAAGGACGGGCACCUGAAAUCAGCAACAUUCAAAAGACGGGCCAACAGAUCCCUGUUUCUAUCUGAUGGUGCAUCCACAGUGUCUGAGGAAGACGAAGAAGAUGAUGAUGAUGAUGAUACAGAUGAUGAUACAGAUGAUGAUAAUGUUGAUGAUAAUGAGGAAGAUGAUCUGGAAAACCAGGAGGACCGGGCUUCUUAUAGCAACAAAGAGAAUUCUACCGACUUCACAGAUGAAGACGGAGCUUCUGAGAACCAGACGGAGCCAGAAGUGGGCAACGUCUUCAAAGUGACAUGUGGAGGCGAAGCUGGGACUUUACACCAAAAACGAUUUGCAUCAGGUAACUUCACCAUUGAAUGUGGCGCAGAGUGUAUCAGAACAGAGAGGAGCUGGUUGACCCCAAUAGAGUUUUUAGAGGAGGCAUCAAGUCAGACAGGCUUCUGGAAGAGAGAAAUAUUGUGUGAAGGAAAACCACUCUGUGCUCUCAUAGAGGCUUCAGUCUUGAAGAUCUGCCCCCCGCUGUGUGAGUGCAGACUGUGCAAACCAAAUAAAACAGAUCUGGAGGACCAGAACAACGACGAUGAGUGCUGUGUGUGUAAAAGAGAGCAAGACCUGGUGCUGUGUGAUUCUUGCCCUUGUUCCUUCCACCAGAAAUGUCACCUCCCACAUGUAGAUGACAACCUUUUGGGGGACAGCAGACCAUGGAUCUGUACGUUCUGUGUAGCCACUCAGGACUGGCGGUACGGUGAUAAGCUGAAAAUGACAGCAGCCCUCACCCACCAGAUCUCAGGACACAUACUGGAAUGUCAGUACCUCAUCCUGCGUCUGUUCAGUGCUGAUGACCAACAAAUCUUUGCUUCAGACCCACGCCUCAACUUGGAAAGUUACUCCACACGUGUCCAGACUCCGAUGUGGCUGGAAAAAGUUACAGAGAAACUCCAGGGGAAAGAAUACGGAACAGUUGGAGAUUUUGUGUCUGACGUCAAACUCAUAUUCACCAACUGGACCUCGUACAACCAGGCUAACCCUGAACUCCUCGCCCUGGGGGACAGACUGCAGCAGUUAUUUGACACACAGUUCAAAGUCGUGUUUAACAUCGAUGAACAGAGCGGUGCCUGAUGAGCAGGGUUACGUUUUCAAACUCGUUACUCAGUGGGAAAAAAGGCUUAAAAGUUACAGAGAUGCAGUUUAAUAGUUUGAUUUUGUGAAUUUUUUACGGUGUAUUAAUUAAAAUAACUCAGGCGUCCAAACUUUAUCCAACUUAACUGGAGAAAGUAUUUUACAGUGUAGAUUGUAUUUUUUAUCAGUGUAAUUGAAGUUUCAGUAACCCACUGUUCAGGUUAUAACACUUCUUGUGAAGAGUGGUUAUUAUGGGAUACUUCUUACUAUGUGACAACUCAAUUCAGUACUUUUUACCAGUUCACUUUCACUGUAAUGACCACUGUUUAAUAUUUACCAGUGUUUUCCUUUUCUACCCAACUUAGUGACUUCUCCUAAUAUACUAUAAAUAUAUGUAUUUUAAAAUGUAUUUUCUCCAAUGCAUUUGCAUCAUGCAAAAUAUCUGGAUUUCCACGUCACUACACUUAAAUUAAGCAUUGACAUGUUUUAUACAAAUAUAUAAUAUGUCUUUUUAUUUUAUUUGUGCACAUCUGAUAUGAUGUAGAAAUGAUUUAUUCAAAAUAACCAAAUGUUUGGUAACAACAAACAGUAUAGUAUGUAGUAAGUAGUAUGUAUCUACUGUGUGUGUGUACUUUGUAUAUGUUUGUAUGUGUGUGUGUAUUUUAUAUCUAUAUGCUCCCUCAUCACCUCUGCAUUAUAAAGAAAGUAAUUGGACAUUC
Molecule: messenger RNA, 2783 nt
Organism: Limanda limanda (common dab)
Lineage: Eukaryota; Metazoa; Chordata; Actinopteri; Pleuronectiformes; Pleuronectidae
Product: nuclear body protein SP140-like
Biological process (GO): humoral immune response; regulation of transcription by RNA polymerase II
Cellular component (GO): nucleus; cytoplasm
Molecular function (GO): DNA-binding transcription factor activity, RNA polymerase II-specific; protein binding; translation regulator activity
Source: RefSeq, a predicted model, not a curated record